AUGAACUCUAAUAAGGAUAAAAUUUAAAGAUUGAUUAACCCAUCUAAAUUAGAGUAUCUUGAAAAAGUUUAUUAAAUUUUUUAAGAAAAGCUAAAGGAAAUUGAUAAAAGUAAUUUUACUUAAGUUUAAAUUUGGCAAUAUUAUUAUUGUUAUACUUAAGAAUUUUAAAAUACAGAAUUUUAAUUAUCUUCAAUACUAAAAAGAUUAGAUAUUUAUAUUAAAAUAUAUCAAGAAGUUCAAUCUAAAUUAUAAAGUGAUUUAAUCUAUGAGAUAAGUUUAUUAAAAUAAUUUUAUGAAAGUUAAUUCAAAGAAAUUGUAGAAUAAUAGUUAUAAAUUGAAAGAAUUUAGAAUGAACUAAAAAGAGGGAUGGAAAUAGAUAUUUAAAGUGAAUUUAUUUAAAUUAUCUAAAAGAAACUCUAUGAAUUAGAAAAAGGAUAGAUAAGAAAAAUUACAGAAGAAUUUAUUAAUUAUAUAUGGUAGUACUAUUAAAAAAAGAUUCAAAAUGAAUGUUUUGAAUUAUUUUAAACAAAUAUAUUGAAGAUUAUAGAAAGAUAUGCUGAAAUUUGA
Molecule: messenger RNA, 567 nt
Organism: Paramecium primaurelia
Lineage: Eukaryota; Ciliophora; Oligohymenophorea; Peniculida; Parameciidae
Source: the annotation of a GenBank genome assembly